Molecule: messenger RNA, 1215 nt
Organism: Vicia faba (fava bean)
Lineage: Eukaryota; Viridiplantae; Streptophyta; Magnoliopsida; Fabales; Fabaceae
Source: the annotation of a GenBank genome assembly
AUGAGCAGUUCUGGAGACAGCUCCCCUGAUUGGUUGCGUUCUUUUCAGGUACCCACUCCUGAUUCGCCAUUGAAUCUGUCAUCUGAUUCUGAACCUUUACGUGAUAGUGGUGGCUUUUCAGAUGAGGAUAGAAUUGAUGAUGAAGAGUCAUCUCCAAAGUCACCAAAGUAUCCAAAUGUCAACAAAAACAAGAGUGCUUCAAAGAAGAAAAUGGAUACGCAAAAGGAGAAAAUUGGAAAGAAGGAGGAAAAGAAGAUCGAGCUUGACUCUGACACCGACAAGGAAACAAAGCACAAAGAACCCAUUCAUUCACUGUGGGAACUGUCAUCUGAUUCCGAGUCAUGCCAUGAUCAUAUUCCAAAAACUGAAGAUCAUAUUGAUCAGGUGGAAACUUCUAAGCCUCAAAUAUCUCAACCACCUGGUGAAGUAGAAUGUGGGGAUGGACUUCAUGAUAAAGAUGGAAAGUCUCCAUCCAAAAAGGCUUCAAAAGCAAAGACUUCCCAAAAACAAAUAAAGGUAGAAGAUUCCACACCAGUAAAAGGGAAGAAAACAAAGGUUAAUGUAAAUGGGAAAGGUGGUGAUGGAGAUGUAGAGGUUAAAGAGGAAGAAACUGUUGGAAAGCCUGUUGGACUGAAUGUUUCCUCCUCAAUGUUGCCUUUGAUGCUCUCUGAGAAAGUUCAUCGGACAAAGGCUCUUAUUGAGUGUCAAGGGGACUCCAUAGAUUUGAGUGGUGAUAUGGGAGCUGUAGGGCGGAUUAUCAUCUCGGAUUCCCUUUCCGGGGAUCCAGAAAUGUGCUUAGAUUUGAAAGGAACAGUCUACAAAACAUCUAUAGUUCCUUGCCGGACGUUUUGCGUUGUAAGCUUUGGGCAGUCAGAGGCAAAGAUAGAGGCCAUCAUGAAUGACUUUGUACAGCUGAAUCCACCGUCUGAUGUUUAUGAAGCUGAAACUAUGGUUGAAGGGACAUUGGAUGGUUUUAACUUUGAUUCUGAUGAGGAAGCUGGCAAGAAUCAGAAAACCACCCACCCUGAUCAAAAUGAGCACGCCGAGGAACAGACGCCUGGUAAAUCUAAACGGAAGGCAGACAAAACAUCAUUGCUGAAAAUUUGGAUGCAGGGUGCUGAAAAGAAAAGAGGUAGAAGUACUGGCGGAAAAUCACAGUCAAAGAUAUCCAAGAAAAAAGCUCCAAGUUCCAAGAGAGCAAAAACUAAGAAAUGA